This is a messenger RNA of Aspergillus calidoustus, 1800 nucleotides long. Lineage: Eukaryota; Fungi; Ascomycota; Eurotiomycetes; Eurotiales; Aspergillaceae. The record is from the annotation of a GenBank genome assembly.
AUGUUCAGACGCCCGUCAUUUCUCAGAAGCCGGCGACAUGAGGAGCGUGGUGGUGAUUGGUCGGCGUUUCCUAUACGCCAACUUUUUGUGCUAGCACUUUGCCGAAUCUGCGAGCCAAUCGCGUUCAUGUCGAUUUUUCCCUAUGUCUAUCACAUGGUGGAAUCGUUUCACGUGACGGACAAUGAUCGCAAGAUUGCCCUGUAUGCAGGGUUGAUCACAUCCUCGUUUACUUUCGCGGAGUUCUCAGCGGGCAUGUUUUGGGGCCGAAUGAGCGACAAGAUUGGCAGGAAACCCGUCCUGGUCAUGGGUUUGAUUGGAACCGCAAUCAGCAUGGUUGUCUUUGGAUUCGCUCCCAAUUUGCCGACAGCUAUGAUCGCUCGGGCGUUGGGUGGCCUGUUGAACGGAAAUAUCGGCGUCCUGCAGACAACCGUUGCGGAGAUUGUCACUGUCAAGGAGCAUCAACCUCGCGCCUACUCCAUUCUGCCUUUCGUUUGGUGUCUGGGGUCGAUCCUUGGUCCUGCGAUGGGCGGUGCGUUGUCACAGCCAUGCAAGAACUAUCCUUUGCUAUUCUCACGCGAUACCAUCUUCGACAAAUUCCCGUUCCUGCUGCCCAACUUGGUCUGUGUUGUCAUCUUGGUGACUGGGGUGGUGGUUGGUUUGCUAUUCUUGGAGGAGACGCAUCCGGAAAAGAAGCAUCGUCGUGACCGUGGUCUGGAGCUGGGCAAUUGGUUGGUUGCAAAGUGCUGGGGGGGUUCUCGCGUGCAAAGUGCGGAGGCAGAUGUCAAAGCGGACACAGCCGACUCUGGCUAUUUUGACGACUAUGAUGAGAUGGCCCCGCCACCAUACAGGAGCACAGAAACUUCGCCUCGUUUGGGCCCAGUGGAAGAGGUCGACACUCUUUCCGAUGAUGACGACAUUGAGAAGCAGAUGGACGGGCAGUCAGGUGGAACAGCCAAGGCCUUUACGAGGCAAGUUGUCUUUAACAUUAUCGGAUAUGGAAUUCUUGCAUACCAUAGUAUUUCCUUCGACCAAUUGAUGCCCGUCUUUCUGAGCACGCCGAAGUCAGACACCGAUGUCACUUUGCCCUUCAAGUUCACUGGUGGCCUAGGGCUCUCCACCAAGACAAUCGGAUUAAUGCUCGCUGUCCAGGGUGUAUACUCGAUGAUCGCCCAGCUUUGGUUAUUCCCAUUCGUCGUUCGCCACUUUGGAACCCUGCGCACAUUUCGCUUCGUCCUGCUCGUUUGGCCGCCGCUCUAUUUGCUAGUUCCGUAUCUCAUCCUCUUGCCCGAGAAGCUUCAGAUGACCGUCGCCUAUGCCGCCCUGAUGUGCAAGAUCACCUUUCAUGUUAUCGCGUUUCCCUCCACUGCCAUCCUCCUUGCCAACGCAGCACCUUCCUCCAGAGUCCUGGGCUCCAUAAACGGUGCGGCUGCAUCAACAGCUAGCCUCAGCCGUGCCUUUGGCCCGAGUAUAACCGGCUUCCUUCACUCAAAGGGGCUUGACAGUGGAUACUCUGUCAUCUCCUGGUGGGCGUGCGGUAUCGUUUGCGCCAUUGGUGCUAUCCAAAGCUUCUGGAUAGAAGAAUCUGAGCCACAGGGAGACAUGGACGAGAAGACAACCGAGGACAACGCAUCCGCCAUGGGUAGGAACCCCGUGCGGGGCUCGUUUGCUGCAGACAUGGAAGACGGAAGCCCCGAAGAAGUGCGGAGACUGCUCUCGUCAGCUCGCACAAGUGUCGACGAGCUCGAUGUGCCUAACAUGGCUUCACCGACAACAAUCAAAUCCCGGACUGCUCAUGAGUAA